AUGAUGACGUCGGGUUGGAUGCAAGAAAUGGAGCCGAUUCCGGAGGAGGGUACAGAAGCCGACGGUUCCGAAUGGGGAGGUGCGACGUCGGAAGGUGGUGGACCGGGAAGACGAACGUUGCGAAAGAAGGAGGUUUAUACGUCGGAACAGAUCAACACACUUGUAAGGUACGUGUGGCUCUCGAUAUCGUCAAGACGAAUCGGUGAUCCAUUUUUGAAAAAUCAAUUUUUUUUUCAAUUUCAAUAUUCCUAUUUUUUCAGCACAGUACCCAAAGAAUCGGUACCGCAGGAGUGGCUCGUCGAGAAUCAGGUCGUUGAUCCAGAAAUGGCCACUUCCUACCUAACGGAAUCAUUGGCUGGACCAACGAGCGCUCGAGGGUCCUCCUAUUCAUAUUCCUACGAAUCACACUAUGAUAAUCCGCCAGAAGAGGAAUAUGAACAUUUCACAAAUGAUGAUGGAGUACACCAGAUGCAGAAAGUAACCCGAGUCACAAAAGUGACCACAACCCGAUCAGUCCGUCAAGUGCCCGUCCAAUCGCCGUAUUCAAAUAUCGAUUUCGAUUCGUCGGGACUGCCAACACCGUCUCCAGUCAUUGAUAGGGAUCCCAGUUUGGAAAUGAUGGCUAGAAUGGGAAACGGACAUGACUCGGAGGAUAGGGCCGCUCCACCACCCGCACCACAUGGACGAUUUAUGCAUGAAGAUUCCGGCAUUCCGUCGGCUCCUGGAGUCCCUGACGUCAUCGACGCUGGCAUCGGAGAGGUUACUGUAGUCUGGAGUGCUCCUCUCCAGAAAAAUGGAGGAGAAAUUCGAGGAUAUCAGCUUCAAAUGAGAGAGUUGCCAGAUGGAGAGUGGGAGGAUAUGGGUGUGGAUCAGUUGAUCAAGGAUACCAGUUGUAGAGUGACAAAUCUCACUUCCCACGAAGUACAAUUCCGAGUGUCGGCGUACGGACGAACCGGCUUCGGACCCACAUCCAAUCCGUCGCUUCCCGUCAAAAUUCCGAUCAGUGAGAACGAUUUGGCGACGUCUGCCGGCGCUCCACUGGCUCCCGGCAGACCGACAGUCAUCGCCGUCGAUGGUCAAGGUGUCCUUCUCGAAUGGACCGCCCCUAUAGCGGAUGUUCACUCAUCGCCACCUCAAGGAUACCAAGUCGAGUACCGUGUCUAUGGAAGUCGUGACUGGAUGAUUGCCAACGAACAACUCGUCCAAGACACAAUGUUCACCGUCGAAUCCCUCCGCCCGAAUGGUGUUUACGAGUUUCGGGUUCGUGGAAAGAAUCAAGACGGUUUGGGUCAUCCUAGCUUAUCAUCUGGAGGUGUAGCCAUUCGACCAGCCGCACCACAACGGAAUUUGCCUGCCAGGAAGGUGUCGGAAAGUGUCAAUCCACCGGGACAGCCCCAAAUGGUGGAGGCUGGUGAUGAUUGGGUGAAAUUGGAAUGGGCUCCGAGUGCCGAGCAAGCGGGAUAUAUUGUCGAGUAUCGAGAGGUUGGAGAUCCCACGUGGCAUACGGCGAAUUAUGAUCCAAUUGUGCAGAAUGGGAUACAAGUGGAAGGCCUUCGUCGAAACUCAACAUACGAAUUCUGCGUGAUCUCCGUCAUGGACAACCUCUACUCUCAUCCAUCUGAAACUUCCGACAUCAUUCAUCUCCGACCAAUGGGUCGUGCCUCGUCCCUUCGCGUCGUUCCAGAACUCGCCGAAGCUCCAGAAUUCCUAGACGUUGAUGGUGAUAAGAUUACAAUCUGUUGGCUGCCAGCACACAGUCAACUACCCGUCAUAGGAUACGACGUCGAGUUUCGAGACCUUCAACAGGACGAUCGUUGGUACAAGGUCAAUGAUCAGCCAGUUUUUGCUUGUAAAAUGACAGUAGGAGACUUGAUUCUGGACCACGAUUAUCAGUUUCGUGUGUUGGCACACAAUGCGUCAGGAUGCUCCCAGCCGAGUCCACCCUCGCAAUUUGUGCACAUUGAGCCAUCGACACACCGCCUCUCCGCUCAAACCCUGGACUCUCCCAACUUGGGACAUCACGACAUUGUCAAAUACGUGGAAGCUGAACGAUUUGGAGCCGUUCCGUUGCUCCAAGAGGAAAUGGUCCGAGAAUCACCGCCACUUCCCGAGAGAGAUGACUCACCACCGCCACUUCGAAGAGCCAAUAAUAAUGUCCAAUGGCGCGAUCCAUCCCUCAAAGAAGUGAUCGAAUACCUCUCAUCAGCUGACAAGGACAAACAACUCAACGCAUCCGGCUACCUUCAACACCUAACCUACAGUGAUAAUUUGAUAAAAGAGGAGACGCGUGAACUGGGCGGAAUCCCCAAACUCAUCGCGCUCCUCCGCUCAGACACCCCAAGAAUCCAGAAAAACGCUUGUGCCUGUCUGAAAAACCUCAGCUACGGUAAAGAAAACGACGCGAACAAGAUGGCCGUAAUGGAGGCGGAUGGUGUACGUCAGUUGUCUGAAGUCCUUCGGACCACCCACGACGCAUCUGUCAAGGAGGAGGCAACAGCGGCACUUUGGAAUCUAAGCUCAGCCGAUAUGCUGAAGCCAGUGAUUCUAGAGAGUGCUACGGAGAUUUUGAGUCAGCAAGUUAUGGCUCCACUUUUCUCUGGCCAAGGAUCGGCUGCUUCCGAUCCAUCACGCCAUUUUGGAUCCACGUUGUUCAAAAACUCUACAGGGAUCCUUAGAAACGUCUCAGCGGCAUCGCAAGCAGCCCGACGACGUCUUCGGGAUGUUCCCAACCUCAUUGAAGCCCUAGUACACUUUUUAACGCAUUCUAUCCAAAAAAAUCAGGUGGAUACACCUACUGUGGAGAAUGCAGUUUGCUUGCUCCGGAAUCUGAGCUAUAGAAUUCAAGAAGUUGUGGAUCCGAACUAUGAUCCAGCUGCAGCACAUGUGAACUCGAAGAAUAUGAAACAUGCAGCCUCCCCGAAGCCCAAAAAGAAGGAAAAGGAAUCCAAAAAGAAGGAUUCCAAGAAGAAUCCAAAGAACAUCGUGACGGGACCGUCGCUUCUCUGGCAGCCUCAUGUUGUCAAACUGUACCUGAAACUGCUCCAAGAUAGUUCGAAUAUUGAGACACUUGAAGCGUCAGCCGGAGCCAUUCAGAACUUGGCAGCUUGCCAAUUUCCACCGUCUGCCGAGGUUCGUGCGGCGGUGAGAGUUGAGAAGGGGCUACCGGUACUUGUGGAGCUCAUCCGAUUGCCCGAAGAUUUUGUAGUUUGUGCUGUGGCGACGGCGUUGAGGAAUCUGGCGAUUGAUCCAAGGAAUCGAGAGCUUAUUGGAAAAUACGCUCUACGAGACUUCUUGGAGAAACUUCCGGAACCCGGGACACCACGACGCAGUGCAGUGUCCGAUCAAACGAUUGCAGCAGUUUUGGGAAUUUUAUUCGAAAUCGUUCGGAGCUCGGCGGCCUACACCAAGGAUGUGCAUGAGUUGAAAGGAACCGACAAACUGCGUUUCCUCUCGCGUAACUAUCCAACAUACUCUCAUCGUGUGGCCCGGUACGCCAGUCAGGUACUGUAUGUGAUGUGGCAACAUAAGGAACUUCAAGAUGGAUUCAAGCGGUCCGGUCUCAAGGAAGCUGACUUUUGCUCGUUAGGCCCGAGAAAAGGCGACUCAUCCACCCUAGCUCGUCCAAUCUCAUCCCAAGGUCGUGAACGCCCAUCAAUGCACAAUCUCGACGAGACCCUCUCCUCUGGUGGCGGUUACGGUACCAUGGACCAUCAUCAUCGGUCUACCGUAACCCCAAAUUCAGCGAACCGCCCGGCCAGUGCCACGUCACAAACCAUUCAACGUCGUUACGAUCAGGUGCCUAAUUCUGGUGGUCCCGUCUAUGCUUCGGUCCAAAAACAACCAUCGCCACGUGGCGGCAAUGGCAAUAAUGUUGAUGAUAGUUGGGUCUAG
Messenger RNA from Caenorhabditis briggsae, 3891 nucleotides. RefSeq names its product Protein CBR-JAC-1 (gene Cbr-jac-1). Lineage: Eukaryota; Metazoa; Nematoda; Chromadorea; Rhabditida; Rhabditidae. Gene Ontology annotation, biological process: cell-cell adhesion; cell-cell junction assembly. Gene Ontology annotation, cellular component: plasma membrane; nucleus; adherens junction. The transcript has 13 exons. The coding region runs from base 1 to 3891 and encodes 1296 amino acids. Gene Ontology annotation, molecular function: cadherin binding. The record is from RefSeq and is a predicted model, not a curated record.